AUGGAGCUUAUGAUGGUCGAUGCACUUGUUCAUGCUAAUAUUAAAACUAUUGAGACAAGUACAAGUCAAGAACUAAAGGAGGCCAGGGAGUUCAUCCUGCGCAUUCGAAGGAGGAAUUUGUACCAGGCAUGUAAUGACAUUAGAGAAUUUAUGAUAAUAGACAAGUGGAUGCAUCAAUAA
Molecule: messenger RNA, 180 nt
Organism: Sphenostylis stenocarpa
Lineage: Eukaryota; Viridiplantae; Streptophyta; Magnoliopsida; Fabales; Fabaceae
Source: the annotation of a GenBank genome assembly